This is a messenger RNA of Acanthisitta chloris (rifleman), 1351 nucleotides long. Its product is annotated as leucine-rich repeat-containing protein 7-like. The transcript has 7 exons. Gene Ontology annotation, molecular function: protein binding. The record is from RefSeq and is a predicted model, not a curated record. Gene Ontology annotation, biological process: neurotransmitter receptor transport, endosome to postsynaptic membrane; neurotransmitter receptor transport postsynaptic membrane to endosome. The annotation marks the transcript as partial. NCBI's taxonomy places the organism in Eukaryota, Metazoa, Chordata, Aves, Passeriformes, Acanthisittidae. Gene Ontology annotation, cellular component: adherens junction; postsynaptic membrane; postsynaptic density.
GAGCGCCAGGGUGGCGUGGUGGUUCCCGAGACGCAGUUCCUCAAGCGCAACGGGCGCUACGAAGACGAGCACCCUUCGUACCAAGAGGUGAAAGCCCAGACUGGGAGCUUUCCAGUUAAAAACCUCACGCAAAGGAGGCCCUUGUCAGCCCGAAGCUACAGUACAGAGAGCUACGGCACGUCCCAAGCGCGGCCGGUCUCAGCGAGGCCGACCAUGGCAGCUCUGCUGGAAAAGAUUCCGUCAGACUAUAACUUGGGUAACUAUGGCGACAAGCCUUCCGAUAACAGUGAUAUAAAGCCAAGGCCUCCCCCUGUGAAGGGAAAUGAGAGCUGUGCUAAAAUGCCCGCUGACUGGAGACAACAGCUACUUAGACAUAUAGAAGCUAGAAGGUUAGACAGGACCGCUGCUUACAAACACCACACAGUUAGCCUUGGCAUGCUGCACUCUGGAGGGGUUUCAGCAAUGCAUGCCGGCCGAAGCAUGACUUUAAACUUGCAGACUAAAUCUAAAUUUGAAAGCCAAAUGCUUCAAGAGCUACCUCUACCGAAAACCCCAUCGCAGCAGAGCAGCAUCCUGGACAAUGGGCAGGAGGAGGUGGCCGUGGGCAGCCAGUGGAACCCCUACCCACUGGGACGGCGCGACGUGCCCCCCGACACCAUCACCAAGAAGGCAGGUAGCCACAUCCAGACCCUCAUGGGAUCCCAAAGCCUGCAGCAUCGGAGUCGGGAGCAGCAGUACGAGGGGAGCAUGAACAAGGUCACCAUCCAACAGUACCAGCCACCACUGCCCAUCCAGAUCCCCUCCCAGAGCUCUCGAGCCCCCCAGCCAGGGAGGUGUCUCAUCCAGACCAAGGGGCAGCGGAGCACGGACGCUUACCAGGAGCAGUUUUGUGUGAGGAUAGAGAAGAAUCCUGGCCUUGGGUUUAGUAUCAGUGGUGGAAUAAGUGGACAAGGAAAUCCAUUCAAACCUUCUGAUAAGGGUAUCUUUGUUACUAGGGUUCAGCCUGACGGCCCAGCCUCCAGCCUGCUCCAGCCCGGCGACAAGAUCCUCCAGGCGAAUGGCCACAGCUUUGUCCACCUGGAACACGAGAAGGCUGUGCUGCUCCUGAAGAGUUUCCAGAACACAGUAGACCUAGUUAUUCAGCGUGAGCUUACUGUCUAAAUAUUUUUUUAUAAAUAGUAAAUAUGUCUAGGCCAGAUCUAAUGUUCAGACAGAUUUAUACAUAGGAAACCAAUUUUUUUUGCCAAUUGCUGGACCAAUGGCAAACAGUAGUGCCAAAUGUAUCAUACUCUAUGUUAGUACCAAUCAUCAGGAGAAAUAUAUUAACUCUAUAAAUAUCUUGGUCAUGUGG